AUGCAGUUCUCAAAUGUAGGCUCUCUUGAACUUCAUGGAUUUGCUAGAAACAGAUUAUGGAGUGUUGACAAUGACCCCCCUCCCUUCACCACCAAUCCCAUAAAUAAAGUUUUCAUUGAGUUGAUCUUCAAGUCCACUGAAGAUGAUUUGAAAACAUGUCCUCACAGUGAAAUCUGUGUAGAAGGAUUGGAGAUGCUGGAAGAUGGCCUUCCUGAUGCUGGUAACAAUCUUGUUGAAUUAGAGGUGAAGAAGACAUGGCUUUCUGUGGACCAUAUGAAUCAGAUGUUAAUGAUUAGGAAGGUAGAUCCGACUGUGGACAUAGAGGCUGAUGAAGGAGACAAUUACACACAUAUUCCAGUAAGAAACAGAGUUAGAUGA
Molecule: messenger RNA, 378 nt
Organism: Lactuca saligna
Lineage: Eukaryota; Viridiplantae; Streptophyta; Magnoliopsida; Asterales; Asteraceae
Source: the annotation of a GenBank genome assembly